Messenger RNA from Asparagus officinalis (garden asparagus), 724 nucleotides. RefSeq lists its product as uncharacterized. Bases 1 to 549 code for a protein of 182 amino acids. The record is from RefSeq and is a predicted model, not a curated record. The transcript is spliced from 3 exons. NCBI's taxonomy places the organism in Eukaryota, Viridiplantae, Streptophyta, Magnoliopsida, Asparagales, Asparagaceae.
AUGGUAUCCAAACGGAACCGUACACAUUUGGAUAAGGAUUCUGCAAUGCCCCUUAGGAGGGUUCUCCAGGGCCUAGACCCCGUGACAAUUGCAGCAGUCUUCUGCCCAGCGCAACAUAUUGGAGAAAAACAAGUCGGAGAUGAAGAAUGUUUCGUACUCAAACUGGACACUGAUCCUUCAACCCUAUCGAAUCGAAGCGAUAGCACGGCUGAAAUAAUCCGACAUGUCAUGGUCGGUUAUUUCAGCCAGCGGAGCGGUUUACUAAUCCACCUCGAAGACUCCCAGCUAACCCGGAUCCAGUAUCCUGGAGCCGAGGUCAUGUACUGGGAGACCACAAUAUCUUCGUCUAUCGAGGAUUAUCGCCCUGUGGAUGGCGUGAUGGUCGCACAUUCAGGUAGAUCCAUUGUGAAUUUGGUUCGGUUCGGUUACGGGCUGCAAGUUUCAACCCGGAUGGAGGAGCUUUGGUCCAUAGAUGAUGUGGUGUUCAACGUGCCUGGUUUAUCUAGUGAAUGCUUCCUUCCUCCAGAGGACAUUCAAAGGCAGCAGUGACAAAAUCUAAUUUGUUUCAUAUUGCUAAUGAGAAGUUGAUCUAGGAAACUUAACUAUAAUAUGUAUAUAUGUGAAAAGUAAGGGAAAUGGUUAUUAUGGUUUCUUAGUUAAGCAAUUUUGGAUGUCCUUAUGGUUUGUGUUCUUUAGUACUUCUCAUUUAAUGGAUUUGGUGAAA